This is a messenger RNA of Paramuricea clavata, 1827 nucleotides long. The record is from the annotation of a GenBank genome assembly. Lineage: Eukaryota; Metazoa; Cnidaria; Anthozoa; Malacalcyonacea; Plexauridae.
AUGGAUAAAUUAAGACAACCUCCUGAGUUCCAAUUCGUUUCGAGCGAUGGUGAUUUGUCUGAGCGGUGGAAGAGAUGGAAACAAACAGUCAAUUUAUACAUGGAUGUCUGCAUGAAAGACGCAUCUGAGAAAGAGAGAUGCAGCGCUUCCUUAUAUAUCAUUGGUCAAGAUGGCAGAGAUAUCCACAACACGUUUGAUUUUGAGACGAGCGAAGUAGACAAAAUAAAACCGUUAAUACAAAAGUUUGAAGAUUAUUGCAUACCGAAGCAGAACACAACAAUGCAGCAAUACAAAUUUAAUAAACGCGUGCAAGGCGAAACCGGAAUCAGUUGACCAAUAUGUUACGGAACUACGGCUUUUGGCGAAAAACUGUCGUUUUGGAGAACUACAAGAAGAGUUAAUUCGGGAUCAACUCAUUUGUGGCAUAAAAGAGGACAGACUUCAAGCUCAAAUGCUUCAAGACGAUUUAACUUUAGACAAAGCCAUUAGCAUACAUAAAGCAGACGAAGAAUCGCGUAAACAACUUAAAGACCUAACGAAAGACGACAGUUUUAAAGUAAGUUCAGUGAAGAAGAGUUCAAGAAAAGGGAAAUAAUGAAGACAGACCAGCGAAGUUUGGGCGAGAAAAACAGAAGAUAUCCUCGGGCGAAGUAAUAAAAUUGUAGCCAAUACGAGCGAGACCAUCCAAGCAAGCAAUGCCCAGCAUAUGGCAAAGUCUGUCAUGCAUGCCGAAAACUAAAUUUGCGAAGUGUUGCGAAGUGUUGUCGCUCAAGGAAAGUACAUGGAAUUGAUCACAUGCAUACAGAUCCGGAUAUUCUAUUUGUUGGAACGGUUGAUAAGAAACCCGAACAGUUGACUAAAACAGAAUUGACGAAAGACGAGUGUUUUAUAACUCUAGAGAUUAAUGAAACACCGAUCAAGUUUAAAGUUGACACAGGAUCUCAAACGAACAUAAUUCCCAUGUCGAUGUACCGAGAAUUGAAAGGGCCUAAAGAACCAAUUCAGGCAUCAAGGACCUCAUUGACAAGCUACACUGGAGAUAAGCUUAAUCUUGUUGGCAAAUUUACUAUACUUAACUGUUACAUUACUAUACUUAACUGAUUUCUCUGUAAAUAGGAACUGAUUUCUCUGUAAUAAAAUUGAUGUAUUCUUCAGCUACACUCCGUUCACGGGUGGGCUGGGCACUAAUAGGCAAACAGGACAGAACAUCUGUAGGGUUUGUCUUGCCUGGCAUGUGGACCAUUUUAAAAUGAUAUGGCUGAAGAUGAAGAACCCACCGCUCUAUAUGUGGAUCUGGUUUUCCCUUCGGGCUAUAAAUAAACUCUUGUGGUCAGUGAAAAGUUUAAAACGUAAUGCCAUAAAGAUACAGGUGGAACUUUUCACACCCUCAACAUCGGUGAGAGUUCUAGACACAUAUGCAACAGGGCGUGGCUCUUGGCCAUGGGACUGCAUUAGGAUGGUGCCUAACCCAACUGGACUGGCAGCCACCCUAAGCUCAGUUUCUGCUUCAGGGUUAUAGUGAGCCAUUACGCAGUCACUAGUCAAACUGUUUUUUAGCUCAUUGAAUGCAAGAAUAAGACAGCCACUGAAGUUUGCAGAGUCCUGAAGUCCAUUUUCUUGCGACAUGGUAUUCUGGAGAGAGUUAAAUCAGAUAAUGGACCCCCUUUCGAUAGCGGCAAGUACCUCCAUUUCGCGAAUGAGUGGGGAUUUGAAGUUCGUCACAGCAGUCCGAAGUACCCUCAGUCAAAUGGUGAAGUAGAACGAGCCGUACAAACCAUAAAGAGACUCCUCAAGAAAGAGAAAGAAAAAGCUUUGCUAGCUUACUGA